AUGUCUAUUAUGUUAGUGUCGUGUCUGAGAAUUAAGUUUAUAGUUGAAAUGUUUAUUUUCUACUUUGUUUACAUUAAAUAUUUUGUUGGCUGUUUUGAACACCACUUACACGAUAUGCCCUCUAUCAUUGGAUGCAAAGAUAUCACCCCCUAUCAAGACUCAAAAACCACUUACACUCAACCACAGCGCGAGAAAAACAAUAAUAAAAUUACACAGAAACAAAACAUCUCAACAAUCUCUGAAAAUAGCACGUCUCAGAACAACUCCUCUCAAUCACUGCAAAAAAAAAGCACCUCCCUGCAUCACGUAACCAAGGUCAACAACUCCCUAGUUACGGAGCCCUAA
Fusarium proliferatum ET1 is the source of this 345-nucleotide messenger RNA. RefSeq lists its product as uncharacterized. The transcript is spliced from 2 exons. Lineage: Eukaryota; Fungi; Ascomycota; Sordariomycetes; Hypocreales; Nectriaceae. The record is from RefSeq and is a predicted model, not a curated record. Bases 1 to 345 code for a protein of 114 amino acids.